UGUUUGAGUCUCUGACUUCCGUUCGUGCCAGUUUACACACAAUGUCAGUUUGCUCGCCGCCACCAUCGCAUGCGCACCUGCCAAACGCCGUCGUUUCCAGCUCCGCCUCCGAGGCCAGAGCUCCUCUGCAAUGUCUCCAAAAUCCUAAACCCCAUUCCGAACUCGCAAACUCGUUAAAGCUGGUGGCUUUACACCAUUCGCCGUCUCGCAACCGCCGUUUCCAUCUCAAUUGCGCGGGAUCAGAGACCAUUUCUGUCGCGGAAAAAAAUGGUGAUUUCACGGAGGCGAAAGCGAUGGUUUCUGAGCCGAAAAUCGACGGCUCCGGCGGAGGAAAUGACAGUGGUGAUGGCGGCGAUUCAUUUGGUGGCAGAGGAAGAGGAGAAGGAGACGGCGGGGGUAAAGAGGAGGGCGGAGAGGGAGAGGAGUUUGGGCCAUUGCUGAAGUUUGAUGAGGUGAUGAAGGAGAGCGAAGCGCGGGGAGUGAAGCUUCCUUUGGACAUGCUUGAGGCUGCUAAGACUACUGGGCUUCGGGAGGUGUUCCUUCUCCGCUACUUGGAUUUGCAGGGUUCAGUUUGGCCACUGGGUUUUUUGAUCAAGUACUGCUCAAUGCUACGUAACCGGAUGCUGGCUGAUCCUUCCUUUCUUUUCAAAGUUGGGACAGAGAUAGUCAUAGAUUCUUGUUGUGCAACAUUUGCAGAAGUUCAGAAAAGGGGAAAGGAUUUCUGGGCGGAGUUUGAGUUGUAUGCUGCUGAUCUUUUGGUUGGAAUAGUGGUUGACAUUGCUUUGGUUGGCAUGUUGGCACCCUAUGCUCGGAUUGGAAAGCCAUCAGUGUCACGAGGUUUAUUAGGAAGCGUGCAACAGGCUUGUGCCUCUCUUCCUAGCAGCGUCUUUGAAGCUGAAAGGCCGGGAUGUAAAUUCACAGUCCAGCAGAGAACAGCCACAUACUUCUAUAAGGGUGUGUUGUACGGAUCAGUUGGCUUUGUAUGCGGUCUUAUUGGACAAGGAAUUGCAAAUAUGAUCAUGAAUGCCAAAAGGAGCGUAAACAAGUCAGAAGGGGACAUACCCGUGCCUCCUCUCGUGAAAAGUGCCGCUCUUUGGGGUGUAUUUCUUGCUGUCUCGUCCAACACUCGUUAUCAGAUCGUAAACGGUCUGGAAGGGCUGGUUGAAGCAUCACCGUUGGCAAAACGUGUCCCGCCUGUUGCGAUGGCAUUCACUAUAGGCGUACGAUUCGCCAACAAUAUCUACGGUGGUAUGCAGUUCGUAGAUUGGGCUAAAUUAAGCGGAGUGCAGUAGCAGCAAUGCAUACCAAUUACCAACAGAUGUAGCUUCUCAGUUUUCAGAUGUCAAACGGACGAUACGUUCUUUUACAUUUUCACUCAGAUUUUGUCUGCUAGAUCAAUUCGAUAGGGGUUUGACCUAGAUAAAAAAAAAUUCCGGGAAAUUUCAGUGGUUUAAUGGUGAAAUUGAAACAUUUGGUAUGUACAUGAUUGAUAUUGGUAACGUUAGUGGUAACAAAGAAACUCUUAUAUACGGCUGCCCUCUCAUAGAAAGUGGAACUCACGUUUGCGUACACGAACUGUGGGAGGGCUGCCGUUAUAUAAGAAUUUAUCAUGCUAGCAAUGGCAUGCCUCUAGUCUACCACAUGAUCUUUUACCAUCUUAACUGAAUAAUAGUAAUCAUCAAUUCCGGGA
This is a messenger RNA of Malus domestica (apple), 1690 nucleotides long. Its product is annotated as protein RETICULATA-RELATED 1, chloroplastic-like. Gene Ontology annotation, cellular component: chloroplast inner membrane. Lineage: Eukaryota; Viridiplantae; Streptophyta; Magnoliopsida; Rosales; Rosaceae. The record is from RefSeq and is a predicted model, not a curated record. Gene Ontology annotation, biological process: plant organ development.